AUGAAGGAGAGCUCCAGAGAUACAAGUCCUAGUCGGUGCUCCUCUACCAGCAGUAGGUCCCUGGGUGAUCACUGGUCGCCUACUCGCAUCGUCAGCAACACAAUCACGGGCCCUUCUGAGGUGGAACGUACGUUCGAAGAGCAUGCCAAACAGCUCGCAGAUACCCCUCGGAGAGAGACAUUCUCGCGUUCGUCCUCCUUGAAAUCGUCGGAAAGCAACUCAGUCCCGGUACCGAACUCAGUCCUUCCAUCAUUCCCCCAUGAGCGUAUAGUAGCGUCUGGAAAUGGUAUCGUCGUCUUAAUCGGGCUUGCUGAACCGGUACUCUACCUCGAACGGGUAGAUAAAAGGGUGUCUUCAGACAAGAAGCGUGUGCUUACAGGCUCGUUACAUCUUAAAAUCACAAAGCCUACCAAAAUCAAAAGGAUAAGCCUCGGCUUCAAGGGUAUAGCUAGGACGCUAUGGCCUGAAGAAGUGUGCCCAACUAAGCUGAAUGCAGGUAUCCCCGGGAACAGGAAAAGAACAAGAGAUACAGAGACCGUCAUCAGCCUUAAUUGGGCUUUCUUCGAUGCUCAUUCUCGCGCUGUUAGGAAGGGCUAUGGUGCAAAUCAUAUCAAAUUCACUAGCUUGAGGGAGAAAGGGUCUGAAAAUAGCCCUGUUGUCGACAUAUCCGGUUUGUUGGAAUCAUCUUCGUCGCUGCCAAAGGAGCUCAAAAGACUUUCGCUACACCACUCGCGGUCGAAUAGCUUUGGAAAGGGGGAUACAAAUUUGAUAUCGGAUAUUAUGGGCCAGAAAGGUUAUAAGACGUUCCCACCAGGCGAAUAUAUGUACAAUUUUGAGAUACCAAUGGAGCAUCGAUACCCGGAAACCGUUAAAUGGGAUCACGCAUCGGUAAAAUACGAGCUUGAGGCUGUGGUCGAGCGCGCUGGCGCCUUUCGCCCGAAUCUUAUUGGCAUCAAGGAAAUACCCCUCAUCCGCACUCCAGGCGAUGACUGUUUAGAGCAUGUUGAACCCAUUGCAAUCAGCAGAACGUGGGAUAACAAGCUACACUAUGAUGUCGUUAUAACGGGGAAGUCAUUCCCCUUGGGUUCCAAGAUACCAGUAGCUAUCAAGUUUACGCCAUUUGCUAAAGUUGGCUGCCACCGUAUAAGUGUUUUCAUAACGGAGAAGGUUCAACUGUGGGCUCAUAAUAGAAAAGCUCACCGAGUGGCUAGUGAUAAGAUGCUGCUACUCUUUGAGAAGAGAGCUGGUAUGCCCAGCAAAAGUAUCUAUUCGGGAAGCACAAUGCGUCUCUCUGGAGGAGGCGAGCAAAUUGCAUCCAAUGGCGAAGAUCUAGCAAGCGGUGCGCAUAAUUUCUUAGGAAACAUCAGUCACGAUGGUUUCAGCCCUGGCACAACAGAGAUAGAGUGCGAGGUACAAUUACCGAGCUGCCCAGCUAUGAAGAAAAUGACAGAUCCCUCAAUGAAACUUCAUUGCGACGUGCAAUAUUCGAGCAUUGAAAUAUCUCACUCCGUUAAGAUCGUCUUCCGCCUAUCAAAAUGGGAUAAUGGGUCACCUCAAAGAAGGCGCCAGUUCGACAUCUCUAUUGACUCGCCACUUUGUAUAACGUCUUGCAAAGCGAAUGCUUCAAAUAUCUAUGUGCCUUCCUACAACUCACCGUCAUCCUACUACACAGAUGAAUAUGAGUGCGGCUGCCCAGAUGCCGUAGCUCUGUCGCAUGACGUGAAUCUGAACCCUACGCUCUCCUUGCCGCCUUCAUUUACAGACCAAGGCGUGCCAUCCCCUACAACUACUAGCGAGUCAAAUGAUACUUCUCAAAGCGACGAACAUCAAGACGAGAAUAACCACUACAAUGAUCCACCAACCCGACCCGUCCACUUUUUGAGGGCUCCAUCAUUUAACCCUCCACCAUUCGAGUCUGUUCCCCCUCCACCACCUCCUAUUCUAAGCCCACCGCCUGAAUAUUCAACCAUCUGUUCCGGCGAGUCAGGGAACAACGAAAUUGUUGACUAUUUUGCUCUCGCGCAUGCGCGAGAGGGACAAUACGAUGAUAACGUACGAGGAAGCGGGCGGGUCGAUAUACCGCUGACUCCUGGUGGAAGAGUCCACCGUAGUAUGGAUAUCCCUAGGGAAUGCUUGGCCAAUGUUCCACCAUUGCCAGGGCGGAAUGCAUAA
Molecule: messenger RNA, 2172 nt
Organism: Trichophyton benhamiae CBS 112371
Lineage: Eukaryota; Fungi; Ascomycota; Eurotiomycetes; Onygenales; Arthrodermataceae
Exons: 3
Coding region: 1-2172 (723 amino acids)
Biological process (GO): ubiquitin-dependent endocytosis
Cellular component (GO): cytoplasm; cytosol
Molecular function (GO): protein-macromolecule adaptor activity; ubiquitin protein ligase binding
Source: RefSeq, a predicted model, not a curated record